GCAGGUGGGAGCCCGUGGAGCUCCGGGAGCCCCCGGGCCGCGCUCAUCCCGAGUGGAAACGGGGAAACCUGGAAGGGGCGAGCGGGGGCACAGCCCAGAGCGGGGGACUGGAGCUGCGCAGCCAGGAUGACGCUUCAGGAGCUGGUGGCUCGGGCAACCAGCCUGCACUCGGAUAGAGCAGCAGUUUGGUUUGAUGAAUGCACUGGGAAACCUCCAGCUUUCUACACCUACGCCACGGUGGUUGAGCUGGCCAGGGAACUAACAGCUUUCCUUCAAAAGUACUGUGACCAGCAAGGCAAAUGUGAAAUAGGCCUUUACUGCUAUCCAGGAAUAAACCUGCCAUCUUGGAUCUUAGGAAUCCUUCAAGUUCCAGCUGCCUAUUCACCUGUUGAUCCAGAUGCACCACCAACCUUAUCCACUUACUUCAUGAAGAAAACCAAUCUUCAGUAUAUUCUUGUUGAGAAUGACAAAAUAAAUAAAUUCCGGAUGUCCCAUGUUGGGUGUUUUUCCCAUGAUUCUUCCACAAUAGAACAUAUUGGUUUAACUCUCUUCCAAAUGAGCUCGAGCAACACUGAUUUAAAUUCACAAGUAGAUGAUACGAAAAGUAAAUGUGAACCUUUCAAAGCUGUGGGUAACUCACAGCCAGAAUAUACCGUUUGUCCAGAUCAAACUGAAGUAAAAACAUCAGAAGGAGGAUCCAUGGACGUCAGACAGAGAGACACUUUAGCGUAUGUCUUGCAUACAUCAGGAACUACAGGGAUCCCCAAAAUAGUCAGAGUGCCUCAUAAAUGUGUAGUGCCUAAUAUUCAACAUCUUAACUCCAUAUUUGAGAUCACACAGGAAGAUGUGCUGUUCCUGGCUUCUCCUCUAACAUUUGACCCGUCUGUGGUUGAAUUGUUCAUGGCUCUGACAAGCGGAGCGUCUAUUCUCAUAGUACCAAACACUAUUAAAAUGAUGCCUGUGGAGCUCUCUGCUGCUCUGUUUCACCACCACCGUGUGACAGUGUUGCAGGCAACACCAACACUUCUCAGAAGGUUUGGAGCUCACAUUAUUAAAUCAACAGUGUUGUCUGCAAAUACUUCGCUUCGUGUCUUAGCCCUUGGUGGUGAAGCAUUUCCUGUACUGAGUCUCUUGAAAAGUUGGAAGCACAAGGAGAACAAAACAAGUAUUUUUAAUCUCUAUGGUAUUACUGAAGUGUCAAGCUGGGCCACUUGCUACAAGAUUCCUGAAGAGGUUUUUAGUGCCGAUUUUAGAACAGAUUUUCCUAUACCUUUGGGAUCACCGCUUCUUGGAACAAAAGUUGAGGUCAGAGAUACCAACGGAUCUGCAGUUCUUGAAGGCGAGGGACAAAUAUUUAUAGGUGGUGAAGAACGAAUCUGCUUUCUUGAUGAUGAGAUAACUGUACCGCUGGGUACAAUGAGAGAAACAGGGGAUUUUGUAAGAGUGCAGAAUGGGAAUUUGUUCUUCUUGGGUCGGAAAGACAAUCAGAUUAAACGUCAUGGCAAACGUUUUAAUAUUGAAUGUUUGCAGCAGGCUGCUGAAGAUCUUUGCCAGGUAGAAGCUUGUGCGGUAACCUGGUAUCAGCAAGAAAAGCUUAUCCUGUUUGUUUUACCCAAAGAUGAUUUAAAAGAGAGGGAAACACUUAAAGAACUCCAGAAGCAUCUACCAGCUUAUGCAGUCCCUGAUGAGAUUAUAGUUAUUAAAGCUUUGCCUUUAACAUCACAUGGCAAAGUUGAUAUAUCUGAACUGAACAAGAUAUACCAGAACCAUCUAAACUCCAGAAGGCGUGACAGUAAGCUGAGUGACGCAGAGGAAUUGUGGGAAAGAUUGCAGUAUUUAUGGAAGUCUGUCCUCGGUCUUCUGGGUGAUUCCACUGAAAUUUCUAAAGAUGCAGUAUUUCUGUAUAGUGGUGGAGACUCCUUAAAAGCUCUGCGAUUUUAUGGUGAAAUUGAGAUGCUUGUAGGCAAAGCUGUGCCUGGACUUCUUGAAGUUAUUCUCAGCCGCUCAAUUGAAGAGGUUUACAGACAUAUUCUUAAAAUGCUUAUUACAAAUGAAGACCAAGUUAUGAAUCCUGACAAUGUUGUGAAAAGAAAAUUUGAUCCAAACAGUGGAGAGGAAUUCCAUGGAAAAUAUAUUAAACUGACAUCUGAAAUAGCUCUUGAGGUUACUUCAGGAUUAAUUCCAUUUAUUGCACUAAGCAGAGGAAAUCAUUUUUUCCCUGUGAAUUUCACCAAGUCUUUUAUGAAACCCAAAAAUACAGUACAAGUAGGAGUGGAAAUGCUACAGCAGCCAUCCUUUCAACAUUCCAAGGCUCCAAGUAUAAUGAAAAGCCACACGCAAGGGUAUGAAAUGGGAGAAAGAAUUUUAACAGUUACAAACAAGGCAAAUAAAAACGACUGUUCCUCUGUGCAGCAAAUCCACGCAGAAUGUGGUCAUGUAACAAUGGCAGAGUUGGCAUUGUCCGUAAGAUGGAAGUCAAAUACAAGAAAGUGUGUUGAUGCAUCACCACUGGUUGUAAUACCAUCUAAGGAAGAAGUAUCUGCAUCUGUGUAUGUUGGCUCUCACUCUCGUGCAAUGCAGGCAGUUGAUCUAGAUUUGGGAGAAAUAAAGUGGGAGAAGACCCUUGGAGACCGUAUUGAAUCUUCUGCCUGCGUAUCCAAGUGUGGAAAUUUUGUUGUUGUUGGUUGUUAUGAUGGCUUAGUAUAUGUGCUUCAAAGCAGUGAUGGAGAAAUACAGUGGACUUUUGUCACAGAAGACACUGUGAAAAGCUCUGGAGUUGUAGACCCUUCUAGUGGACUAGUCUACAUCGGAUCACAUGACCAACAUGUGUACGCUUUGGAUAUUUAUAAAAAGGCAUGUGUAUGGAAGUCACACUGCGAAGGUGGGGCUGUGUUUUCAUCUCCUUGUCUAAGUUCUUUUCCACAUCAUCUCUAUGUUGCUACUUUAGGAGGACUACUAUUGGCUGUUAAUCCAGUGACAGGGAGCAAGCUUUGGAAAAGCUUCCUGGGAAAACCACUCUUCUCCUCUCCUCACUGCAAUGAGAACUACGUCUGUGUUGGGUGUGUGGAUGGAAACUUAUAUUGUUACAGUCAUUCUGGAGAAAAGGUUUGGCAGUUUUCCACUAAUGGGCCAGUGUUUUCAUCUCCAUGCCUCUCAAGUUUAACUAAGCAAGAAAUAUUUUUUGGCUCCCAUGAUUGCUUUAUCUACUGCUGUAACAUGGAGGGUAAUUUACUGUGGAAAUUUGAAGCCACUUCAAGUGUGUAUGGAACACCGUUCAUUUUCCAAAGUGAUGACUUAAGUAACAAAAUUCUUUUGGCAGCAGUAUCUACAGAUGGCAAAGUGUGGAUCCUGAAUGCCAAGAGUGGAACAGCAGAAGGAGUAGAUAAGCUUCCAGGAGAGGUUUUCUCUUCCCCUGUAGUAUGGGGAACAAAGCUUGUUGUUGGCUGUAGAAAUGAUUAUGUUUAUUGCCUAGAUCUGUAUAUAACAGGAAAAAAAUAACAGCUAAGUUGUUAGGCUGCUUUAUUUUUAUUGUUUACAUUUGUAAACUGAGAACUCACAUGUGCCCUCUACCUCUCUGCCUAUUUUGCUGCAGGCAAGAGCUGCUCCUUGCAGGCUUAUCAGGUAGCAUUUUGCAUCAGACAGUGUCCAGGGUAGGCUGUACUGAUGGAAGGAGGACGGCUGCUCAGCACCUUCCCAGAGAAGGGAGAAUCUGUAUUAAGAUGCCAUACCUCGCAGCCUGAAAUAGCAUGCUUGUCUCUGAGGGAGGAAUAUAUUGCUUUCUCUGAGUCCAGCCUAGCCCGUGCCUGGCUCUUCCAUUUAUCAGGCUAGUGUUUGUCUAGUCUAGCAAGGUAUCUGUGCCAAGGCAAGGUAACCCAAGUAAUUUUUUGAAUCUAACUUUUAACUUCAUUUCUGAAGACAUAGCCUGCAUUGCAUAUACCUGGUAGGAGUGACCUGUUUACUAUAGUUUGUACAAACUGAUUAGUUCUUCUUUUGUAAAGGACCUAGGCCAUCCAUGACUUCAAUUCAUUCUAGCUUACACUUAGACUCCAUCGAAGUCAGUAGGAGUUACUUCUUGUAUUCUAAAGCAGAGAAUAUACUGUAUAUAUUUGUUAAAUUCCAGUGACAGGUACAGUAUGAGUUCCAAGAUGAAGUGUGCACUGUUCAAAUCAACCAUUGUCAAAUAAUUUUUAAGUGAUUUCAAUGAAAGCUGUCUACAUUGUCUUUACAAGAACUAUUAAUAAAGGGUUGUGUAAAUUGG
Chiroxiphia lanceolata (lance-tailed manakin) is the source of this 4258-nucleotide messenger RNA. RefSeq names its product aminoadipate-semialdehyde dehydrogenase (gene AASDH). Gene Ontology annotation, molecular function: protein binding. The coding region runs from base 127 to 3498 and encodes 1123 amino acids. The transcript is spliced from 15 exons. Gene Ontology annotation, biological process: amino acid activation for nonribosomal peptide biosynthetic process. The record is from RefSeq and is a predicted model, not a curated record. NCBI's taxonomy places the organism in Eukaryota, Metazoa, Chordata, Aves, Passeriformes, Pipridae.